Gopherus flavomarginatus (Mexican gopher tortoise) is the source of this 672-nucleotide messenger RNA. RefSeq names its product ATP synthase peripheral stalk subunit d (gene ATP5PD). The transcript is spliced from 6 exons. Lineage: Eukaryota; Metazoa; Chordata; Testudines; Testudinidae. The coding region runs from base 111 to 596 and encodes 161 amino acids. Gene Ontology annotation, molecular function: proton transmembrane transporter activity. The record is from RefSeq and is a predicted model, not a curated record. Gene Ontology annotation, biological process: proton motive force-driven ATP synthesis.
AGUGCGAUUGAGUCCUUCCGGGGGCACUGGGCUAUGAUUGGUUGGCGUAGGGCCGGGUUUCCGGAGGGUGAUUAGCUGGAGGGUGGCGGCGGUCGCUGAAGAACACAAAAAUGGCAGGUCGCAGAGCCGCUCUGAAAGCGAUUGACUGGAUGGCAUUUGCAGAGAGAGUGCCUCCCAAUCAGAGAGCUAUGUUUAAUGCCCUGAAAACACGCAGCGAUGCCCUUUCAGCCAAGUUGACCUCCUUGCCUGAGAAGCCCCCAGCUAUUGACUGGGUUUAUUACAAGACUGCAGUUGCUAAGGCUGGCAUGGUGGAUGAGUUUGAAAAGAAGUACAAUGCACUAAAGGUUCCUGAGCCUGUGGACACACAAACAGGCAAGAUAAAUGUCCAGGAACAGGAAGCUGCUAAGAGUGCUGCUGAAUAUGUGCAAGCCUCUAAAUCCCGUAUUGUCCAGUAUGAGAAACAGCUUGAGAAGUUCAGAACCAUGAUUCCAUUCGAUCAGAUGACAUUUGAGGACUUGAAUAAGGUCUUUCCUGAAACGAAACUGGACAAGGAGAAGUAUCCAUAUUGGCCCCACAAACCCACUGAAGACCUGUAAAUCUGUCUGAAAGUAGUUUCUGGUAACUGUCAAAUUCUCUAGAAACUUUUAAAUAAAGUAAUUGUACAGGGCUUCA